AGAUGGUGUUCACACCAGAGCAAGAUGCUUUUAUUUUAAUGGCACAUUUCCGCAGUGGUAACCGAAAUCCUGAUGGAACUUGGAGCUAUUCACUGCAAUCGUGCAUUGAACAGUUUUCCGAAGAGUACCCUGAUGUUAAUAUCGACUACGAUGUAUUUAAGAACCACAGGUCACGUCUAAUAACACGAUAUGAAAACAAGCACUGCAUUUGCAAAGGGAAGUCAACAGGCAGACCGACUGUUUUAAGUGAAAAUGUUGUUAACGAUAUUCAACAACGAAUGGAACAAAGUUCCAAAAAAUCGAUUUCUCGACUUUCCGCUCAAACAGGCCUAUCGACUGGUACCUGCCACAAAGCUUUGAAGAAGGUGCUACACAUGCAUCCGUACAAAAUUUCUUCCGUGCAACAAUUACAUGCACUUGAUUACGAUCGUCGAGUGCAAUAUUGCCACUGGUUCAACGAACGCUUAAACGAUAACAAUUUGUUAGACCUAACGUUUUAUUCAGACGAAGCAUGGGUACAUUUGUCAGGUUACGUUAAUAGCCAAAAUUACCGGACUUGGGCAGCAGAAAAUCCGCACAUUUUUGUCGAAACAUCUCUACAUCCCCAAAAGGUUGGCGUUUGGGUAGCCAUGUCAAGAAGGAGGAUAAUUGGACCGAUUUUUUUUAUGAAACUAUAAACGGAGAGCGAUAUCGUGCAAUUCUGCAUCAAGCUAUUGAAAAAAUCUGCAAGAUGAUGAGCUACAACAUGGAUUUUUCCAGCAAGAUGGAGCCACGGCACACACCGCUAACGAAACGCUUAGAUACCUCCAAGAAUUUUAUGGCGAUCGAAUUAUAAGCACUGGUUUGUGGCCUCCAAGUAGUCCUGACCUCACACCAUUGGACUACUUUUUGUUUGGACGAAUUAAAAAUAAUAUAUUUAAAAAUCGGCUGCACACACUCGAAGAAUUGGAAAGGGCGAUACGACAAGAAAUAAACGAUGUGACGCAAGAUGAACUCGAACGUGUAUUUGAAAAUAUGAAGCGUAGAGUGAAUUUGUGCCUGGAAGUGAACGGUGGCCACUUUGAGCACCUUUUGUAACAAUAAAUAGUACAAUAUA
This is a messenger RNA of Photinus pyralis (common eastern firefly), 1096 nucleotides long. RefSeq lists its product as uncharacterized. The record is from RefSeq and is a predicted model, not a curated record. The transcript has 2 exons. NCBI's taxonomy places the organism in Eukaryota, Metazoa, Arthropoda, Insecta, Coleoptera, Lampyridae. Gene Ontology annotation, molecular function: nucleic acid binding. Bases 3 to 677 code for a protein of 224 amino acids.